AUGAGAAGCGCCGUUGUGUCCGCGUUGCUCAGUGUCUGGUGCGCUACUGUAGCCGCCUUGCCGAGCUAUGCGUCAGACAGAAACAAACUAGACCUUCUAGCAGGCGGCAACGGCGUCGAACGCCGUGCGGUGGGCCCUCGAUACGGACCAGAUCUCAACAUCUACUUUGUUGCAAGCCCGGCUCCAGGCGCAGCUUUUGACCAGAAUUCGAUCGCUUACAUUGCUAGAUUCCAAGCUCAUGUUGACCAUCAGACUAACGGUAUGAGUAUCUACAAGCCAAUGCAAGGCAUCAGAGCAAAGUGGGAAUCUUCGAACGAAUCAAAAACCAAUGGCGAUCUGCUCGAGCAUUGCUACACAAGCGAGCAACGCGCAACUUGUACACGUCGCAAAGCUAAUGUGCUUCAGUAG
Molecule: messenger RNA, 408 nt
Organism: Mixia osmundae IAM 14324
Lineage: Eukaryota; Fungi; Basidiomycota; Mixiomycetes; Mixiales; Mixiaceae
Exons: 2
Coding region: 1-408 (135 amino acids)
Source: RefSeq, a predicted model, not a curated record